AUGCACGACCCAGUCGCCACGCCGGCGGGGCACGUGUUCGAGCGCGCCGCGCUUGAGGACUGGAUGGACGCACAGCAGACGGAGCCGCUGACUGGCGCCCCGCUGCACGCCGACCAGGUCACCGAGGCCACAGAGCUGCAGAGCUACAUCCAGGGCUACCAGAUGCAGAUGCUGUCCGCGUGCUCCAUCGCCCCGGAGGCCUUCGACGAGGCGGCGCCCCCCGACGCUGGCACUGUGGCCGGGGGGUGUGAGUCGAAGCACGGGCUCUCGGAGGCGGGCGGCGCUGGCGAGGAGCGCCCCGCGCGGCGCAAGGGCAAGAUCAGGAUCCAGUCGAGGUCGGUGGUGGACUGCCCCGACGAGAUGCGCUGCGCCAUCGACGGCAAGGUGAUGGUCAACCCCGUGAGGUGCCAAGGGCGCGUGGGGCGGCGGCGACCCCGAGAGGACCACAUCGUGUCGGGCGGCGGUGCGCAGGCAAUUGCAGAGCACGCUGGGGCCGGCCAGGCCCAACUUUGGCCCAGGACCGUCGUACGUGGGCUCUGGCCUGGCCAUGGAGGGCACGUGCACCGAUCCUCGGCCCAGAGUGGGCCUGACCAGGAUCGGUGCUCGCGCACAGUUCUCUCGACCUGCCGUACAACCUUCCCGGAAGCCCAGACAUUGUCUCCAGCACCGCUGUCGGCGGUCGCCCCCGCCGACGGAAAACGACCUUCGAUCUUGGUGAUGGUGGUAGUCAUCAGGCCUCUAAAGUAG
Molecule: messenger RNA, 747 nt
Organism: Prorocentrum cordatum
Lineage: Eukaryota; Dinophyceae; Prorocentrales; Prorocentraceae
Source: the annotation of a GenBank genome assembly